UAGGAGGAGUAGCAGUGAGAAAGAACCCUAAGAUCGAAGUUGGAAAGGGUGAGAGAAGAAUGUCUAGUGUCAAGAGAGCACUGAGACAAUUCACGUUCGGCGCCGGCAAGACCGCCGGCCGGAACUCGUCGGGGCGCAUAACGUCUUUUCACAGAGGCGGCGGAGCGAAGCGAUUGCAACGAACCGUCGAUCUCAAACGGAACGCCGCUUCUUCUAUCGGUGUCGUCGAAAGGAUCGAGUACGACCCUAACCGUUCCUCCAACAUCGCUCUCGUUCGCUGGCUCCACGGCGUUCACCAUCCCCAACGCCGCACCUCCUCCGCCGCUGCUGCCGCUGCUGCGCCCAGGGUUCUCCAACUCGAUCCUGCCGCCGCUGCUAACAGCAACAGCAUUCGCGGCGUGUUCGCGUUCAAUUCGAUGCUUCCGCCCGUUGGAACAACCUCCAGGGACGUUUUCUUCUCUGCGUUUUCAUCGGAGGCUAAGCGACCUGAAUCUGAAAGGGAAUCGGUUUCUUCGUUGGGUUUGCCGAGGAUUGCGGUCGCGGCGGCGAGGCCAGCGUUCUUCGCACCGCGGGAGAGAGGGGAAGAAACGUUGCAGGUUCGGAAUUGGAGAAGGAAUAGCGAUGCGUGGGUGCAUAGGAACAAACGUAAAGCGGCGAUUUCCUGGCACAGCAUCGGGCGUUGAGUUUGAUGCGGUUGGUUCUUGUAAAACUAAACAUAUCACUUUUAUUUUUAAUUUUAUUUUUGGCAGCUUAAUUGUUGCUUGAUUUUGUUUCUCCGAAUGUUGAGGCAUAUGGAAUGGACUGGUGAUGAUGUUUGGGUUAUUUGCUCUGACCUUGAUUAGAGUUUAGACAUGUUUGCUCCAACUUCCGUAUGUUGGCAAUUCUCUAACCUUAAUUAUAAUGCAGUUGACCUUAAUUUGUUCAGCAUGUCUAAAUUCUGCAUAUCGAACCAUUUUGAACAUACGAUAAUUGUCUCUUUAUUUCCUUUUGGUUGAGGAUUAAUUAGAUUAUAAUUAAAAUAUAUUGCAAGCACUUAUCUUAAAAAUGCAGUGCACUAAACUGAGUGCCAUUACAUGACAUGAGUUAGUGCCCAUUAAAAUGGAAUUAAUCCUGUACAUUAAAAUG
Molecule: messenger RNA, 1125 nt
Organism: Abrus precatorius (Indian licorice)
Lineage: Eukaryota; Viridiplantae; Streptophyta; Magnoliopsida; Fabales; Fabaceae
Product: 60S ribosomal protein L2, mitochondrial-like
Exons: 1
Coding region: 60-683 (207 amino acids)
Biological process (GO): cytoplasmic translation
Cellular component (GO): ribosome
Molecular function (GO): RNA binding; structural constituent of ribosome
Source: RefSeq, a predicted model, not a curated record